UCCACUCCGUUUGCAUCUUCUUCUCCAUUUUUCCACACCACAUAUAAAACAUUACAAAAUCCUACUGCUUUACUUCUGAACCCAGAAAAAGAAGGCAGAGAGUUUUUAGAGAUUAAAAAUAGGUGAUGAAUCUUAAAGAUUGGUGUGUGUAUUAUACAAUAAUGUUGUUGUUGAUGAAAUUCCAUUUCUAUUAAAACCAACAAAGGCUGAUUUCUGCAAGAAGAAAGAUCCAAAAAGUGCUUCUUUGCUUCUGAAACCAAAAUGAAGACCAGGAAUUUGGUGUUGCUGAUGUUAUGUGUUACCGUUAUAGCUCCUAUUGUUCUCUAUACUGAUAGAUUCUCUGCCUCUUUCAAGGCUUCUUCUUCUAGAAACCAAUUUCUUGAAGAUCUUUCAGCUUUUACUGUCGGUGGUGAUGCCAGCCAUCUAAAUCUUCUUCCCCAGGAAUCUUCCACAACCCGUAAAGUACCCAUUGGAAUAGUUUAUUCAGGGAACUGAAACAAAGUUAGAACUACAUUUUCCUUUGGCUAAGAUGCUAGAGGAUAGAUAUGAGAAAAAGGGAACUGAAACAAAAUGGAAGAAUCGAAUACUGCCGCAAGAUGAGAAUGAUAUGCUGAGUGAGAAAACGCAAGAGGUAGCGAAUUUGAAUUGUAUAUGCUAAACUUAUGUGCAUUAUAAGCCUUUAACUAAUAUGGCCUCUGCUUAAUUGCUUUUAUGUGGUUCACUUGAUCAGUGAAUUUCCUUCUAUAGAAAGUAUAUGUAUUCUAGCUCUUAAGAUAAGGUGCACAAAAAUUAUACUUUGUUGAGGUGGCAAAAGGUGUUAUUUUUACAUUGUGAUGAGAGAGUACCUCAAUUUGGUGCCUUUUUUUCCUCUUCUUGGGAGCUUUAGCUUCUACUUCAGUUGUAUUGGACUCUUCUGUUGCAUUCUCUUUACCUUCAACGCAUUGGCAGCAUGUUGUCAUGUGAGGCAUUUGAUGAGUCUGGAUGUAAUUAUGGUGUUUCAGAGUUGUGAGUCUUAGUCAUGUUUACUGAGCCUUCCUUGAUUAGAUGACAUUUUUAUGACUUACUAUGAUUUUAUAAUCUGUUGUUCAGCGUAUAAUUGAUCUGAAGGUGAGACUAUGCUCUGAAUCUUGCAAUAACCAGCUCAAAAAGAUAUUGAAGACAAGGGUGAGACAUUAUGUAACUACUAAUUAGCAUAGAUUUUUGCUUUUUAUUAUUACUAUUGUUAUUAGCUAAUCUUACCAGCAUUAACUGAAAUGUUUUUGUUUAAUUAGAAUAGUUAAAGUUAUAGCAAGUUUAGUGCUAGUUGCAUGAUUGACUGAGGAUAAAUUAUUAUAUUGUUAUAUAUAAUGCAGUGUAUAAAUUAAAAUGUUGUUAUUUUUGGAUA
Molecule: messenger RNA, 1384 nt
Organism: Pistacia vera
Lineage: Eukaryota; Viridiplantae; Streptophyta; Magnoliopsida; Sapindales; Anacardiaceae
Product: probable galacturonosyltransferase 4
Exons: 5
Coding region: 262-495 (77 amino acids)
Source: RefSeq, a predicted model, not a curated record